AUGCAAACGGGUAAAGUCUUACGUUAAAUGAUCAAGAAAUGCAACAGAAUUUAUUUCUUUGUUUUAUUCAGGUUUUGGUAUGUUGGAAUCUGGAUGUGUUUCUUUAAAAAAUGAAGUUAAUAUUAUGAUGAAAAACGUGGUUGACAUAGUGCUUGGUGGUUUAACUUAUUGGGCAUUUGGUUUCGCGAUGAGUUUUGGAACAAGCAAGUUUAAUAAUCCUUUUAUUGGUUUAGGAGAAUUUCUGAUAGAUCCUUCAGUAGAAGAUACACUUAUGGGUCCAAAAUGCGCUGCAUUUUUAUUCCAAUUAAGCUUUGCAACUACUUCAACCACCAUUGUAAGCGGUGCCAUGGCUGAGCGAUGUAAUUUCAAAGCAUAUUGUUUAUUUUCUUUUUUAAAUACAAUUGUCUACUGUGUACCAGCAGGAUGGUUAUGGGGUGAUCAGGGUUUUUUAAAAAAAAUGGGUGCUGUUGAUAUCGCUGGUUCUGGAGCAGUACAUCUUGUUGGUGGCAGUUCUGCACUUGCGUGUGCCAUUAUGUUGGGACCAAGAGUAGGCAGAUAUGACAAUGGAAUUGAUCCAUUGCCUCUUGGGUGUCCGGUCAAUGCUAUCAUGGGUUUAUUUACAUUUCUCAUUCACAGAUUUGGAUUGUCAGAUAUAUUAAUAAACAAUAAUUGUAUAAGGUGGGGCUGGUUAGCUUUUAACAGUGGUAGCACAUAUGGUAUCAGUGGACAACGAUGGCAGUAUGCUGCUAGAGCAGCAGUUUCUACUAUGUUAGCAAGUAUGGGAGGUGGUUUAAUUGGAUUAGGCUUCAGUCUAAAUGGUCCAGAUAGAAUUGACAUUCUAAGUCAAAUAAAUGGCAUUCUUGGUUCACUAGUGGCAAUUACAGGUGGCUGUUUCCUUUUCAGGGCAUGGGAGGCCAUAAUCGUUGGAAUGAUUGGUGCUUUUAUUACAUGUUUUUCCAUGCCCAUCUUGGAUAAAAUGCACAUUGAUGAUCCUGUUGGAGCUAGUGCAACACAUGGUCACGAUUUAUACAUUGAAAAACAUAAUCGUAAAAAUCGCUUGAAAUAUGGAAAACAACUUUUACUUGGGAAAAAGUUAUCAAAGAGUCCUAAGUUGAAUACUGUUACUGAUGCUGUAUUAAACGAUAAAAACAAACCGAAUUUCGCUUGGAUAGAUUAGUAUUUUCCAAUGUUUUCAACAUUGUAACGAUCGUAGAUUUAUUAGAAACAUAUAAAUGUAUUCACAUACACUUUAUAAUGUUUUCACACAACACUCAUAUAUAUAUAUAUAUAUAUA
Molecule: messenger RNA, 1294 nt
Organism: Heterotrigona itama
Lineage: Eukaryota; Metazoa; Arthropoda; Insecta; Hymenoptera; Apidae
Source: the annotation of a GenBank genome assembly